Homo sapiens (human) is the source of this 7976-nucleotide messenger RNA. RefSeq names its product ATP binding cassette subfamily C member 5 (gene ABCC5). NCBI's taxonomy places the organism in Eukaryota, Metazoa, Chordata, Mammalia, Primates, Hominidae. Bases 2297 to 6610 code for a protein of 1437 amino acids. The transcript has 31 exons. Gene Ontology annotation, cellular component: endosome membrane; plasma membrane; basolateral plasma membrane. Gene Ontology annotation, biological process: hyaluronan biosynthetic process; guanine nucleotide transmembrane transport; transmembrane transport. The record is from RefSeq and is a predicted model, not a curated record. Gene Ontology annotation, molecular function: ATP binding; ABC-type transporter activity; ABC-type xenobiotic transporter activity.
AUGCUCGGGAGCGUGGUUGAGCGGCUGGCGCGGUUGUCCUGGAGCAGGGGCGCAGGUAGGUGAUGGCUGCUGCCGCACCCCUGCCCUCCAGCUCGGUUGUCACGGGGAUCACCCCUUUGCAUUUCCUCGGGGCGUGGCGGGAUGUGGCCAGGGCUGCGAGCAGUUCGGGGGACACUGGAGACUUGGGGAACGGCGUAUGGCCUCCCCCUGGUCUCCUGCCGCCGCCUCCUAGGCCUGUGAGCCCGGGGUCUGGUGACGGGGUCGUGUGCUGGAAGACAGGCAGGUAGGAUCGGGAUGAGCGGGCAGGGACGCGGGCUACGUCCCUGGCCGCGGCCGCCAGGGGGCGCUGCGCCCGCGGGCCGUGGGUGUGGGUCGCGCUCGCCUGGGCAGGCCGGAGCGGGCUGUGGGAACGCCCUAGGGCCCGGGCAUCCCAGGCGAAGCGGGUCUGAGAGAAACGCCCACCUGGGAGGCUGUGCAGCGGGUGGCUCGGGGCACCCUGCUCAACCCGCAGCGGAGCCGCCAGCGACCUUCGAAGUAAGUCAUCCCCUUCGUUUUUGCAAGCGGGUAAAUGGAGGUACGUGACAUAAGCACGCGCAGCAAAGCCGUGGCUGUGCCGGGAACGCAGCCCAGAUCUCUCCACGGUCAUCCAGUGCUCUUUUCGCUUCUGCCACACAGAGCCGCGGGUGGCUUUGUGUUUAUCACACAGGGGCCAUUUGGUUUCUGCACAGACGGAGAGGCUGGAGGCAGGUGGGCACAGGAACGACGGGGAAAGUUUCAGGAGGUCUUGGAGGAGGAGAUGGCUAGGUUUUACUGUGGUCCGCAGCGUGUAUGAAAGCUUGAGGGCCUGGAGGUGAUGGAAACCUACUCAUGAGUGUUGGGAUGACUGCAGCUUGCACACACCAGUCUGGUAAUCCCGUGCAACUCUCCUCCUGCCAUGCAGUUGAAUCAGUAUCAUUGUGCAGGGAGAGUGUCUACACUUUUAUCAGUGGAAAGAGAAUCUUGGUAAAAAAGGGCAGCUGACUAAGUGGCCUCAACCCUAUUGGGCACUUCUUUGGGGUUCUCCCACGUUGAUUAUUCUGCUUCUACCCUUGUACAUGUCUGGACAACAGGUUUGUUUUUUACAAACAAAAAUCCCUUCUCUUUCUUCCUCUCUUGAUAGCUGAGGCAAGUGAGCAUUUAAAAAAGAUAUUCCAACAACUUUAAAGGAGGACACGAGAAGAUAGGGAAAUAUAAAUAGUAUCAGUAAAAUGGCUGGCCUGGGGAUCCAUCCUUGCUUGCUUGCUUGCUUCAGACUGGGGCUUUGUUUCUUUCCAAACCUGUCAGGAUUCCCAGCUCUUCGCCGGCCUCCACGUGGGGUGCCCUCUUUUAUGUUCCAGAUACACAGACGAUGGUGUCCUUAUGUUCAAGGCCACAGACAGUAACUUUGUGCCUACUUUGGGCCUGCCUGCUCUCCUGAUUGUGCCUCUUUUUCCAGGAAAGUAGAGAUGAGUGUGUUAGAGAUAAUGGAACACUGUUCCCCACACCCUUCAUACAUAGAAUAACUUAGUCCCUUAGGAUAGUUUAGCAGUGUCUACCACAGCAGUCACUGUAGGCACAAAACAGUCAUUAUUUGUGUCAUAACAGGGAAGUCGUUUUGUCCCUGCCUCUCUCUGCUCCUGUGCUCCACUGAUUCUACUUCAUCCUUUGAAAUAAAAGUGGUUGAAAGAAUCUUUGGUUAUCAUGGGUGCUUAGAUAAUUAAGAUUAUGUUCGUGUUCUUCUUGAUGUGGCAUUUCAUAUUGUGGAUGAGUUCCAGUGACCUCCUCUGUUUCAAACUGCUCACCGCCCCAACCCCCACCUUUUAAAAAGGUAGUACUAAUCUUUUCCUCUUCCAGAUAAUCAGCUAAGCUAGGGAACCCUUGAAGGGGAAGGUUAGAAUUUCGUGAUUCCCGUAAGAAGGUUACUCUGAUCUACAGCUACAGCUCAACACUGGGGACACUGGCAGAUGCCAGGUCUGUUUAUAGUUUAGCCUUAAUGAGGUCUCAAUGACGUGAUUGCUGCACUCUGGCUUGGUGAGCCGCUGUUCUUUAUGGUGUAGUUUGUCAUUGGACAAGGUGACUUUUUUUUUUUUUUUAAAGAUAAGUAACAGCUAUAUCAACUUAGGGUACUUGAACCAGAAUUCUGAAAGGCAAGAAAUCAAGCUUUCUUUGGACUGGAAACCUGUCUUUGCAUAGGAGAUUUAGUCCUUUUUAUUCAGAGGAUUAGAAUUCUGAUGUGAAACUAACAGUCUGUGAGCCCUGGAACCUCCACUCAGAGAAGAUGAAGGAUAUCGACAUAGGAAAAGAGUAUAUCAUCCCCAGUCCUGGGUAUAGAAGUGUGAGGGAGAGAACCAGCACUUCUGGGACGCACAGAGACCGUGAAGAUUCCAAGUUCAGGAGAACUCGACCGUUGGAAUGCCAAGAUGCCUUGGAAACAGCAGCCCGAGCCGAGGGCCUCUCUCUUGAUGCCUCCAUGCAUUCUCAGCUCAGAAUCCUGGAUGAGGAGCAUCCCAAGGGAAAGUACCAUCAUGGCUUGAGUGCUCUGAAGCCCAUCCGGACUACUUCCAAACACCAGCACCCAGUGGACAAUGCUGGGCUUUUUUCCUGUAUGACUUUUUCGUGGCUUUCUUCUCUGGCCCGUGUGGCCCACAAGAAGGGGGAGCUCUCAAUGGAAGACGUGUGGUCUCUGUCCAAGCACGAGUCUUCUGACGUGAACUGCAGAAGACUAGAGAGACUGUGGCAAGAAGAGCUGAAUGAAGUUGGGCCAGACGCUGCUUCCCUGCGAAGGGUUGUGUGGAUCUUCUGCCGCACCAGGCUCAUCCUGUCCAUCGUGUGCCUGAUGAUCACGCAGCUGGCUGGCUUCAGUGGACCAGCCUUCAUGGUGAAACACCUCUUGGAGUAUACCCAGGCAACAGAGUCUAACCUGCAGUACAGCUUGUUGUUAGUGCUGGGCCUCCUCCUGACGGAAAUCGUGCGGUCUUGGUCGCUUGCACUGACUUGGGCAUUGAAUUACCGAACCGGUGUCCGCUUGCGGGGGGCCAUCCUAACCAUGGCAUUUAAGAAGAUCCUUAAGUUAAAGAACAUUAAAGAGAAAUCCCUGGGUGAGCUCAUCAACAUUUGCUCCAACGAUGGGCAGAGAAUGUUUGAGGCAGCAGCCGUUGGCAGCCUGCUGGCUGGAGGACCCGUUGUUGCCAUCUUAGGCAUGAUUUAUAAUGUAAUUAUUCUGGGACCAACAGGCUUCCUGGGAUCAGCUGUUUUUAUCCUCUUUUACCCAGCAAUGAUGUUUGCAUCACGGCUCACAGCAUAUUUCAGGAGAAAAUGCGUGGCCGCCACGGAUGAACGUGUCCAGAAGAUGAAUGAAGUUCUUACUUACAUUAAAUUUAUCAAAAUGUAUGCCUGGGUCAAAGCAUUUUCUCAGAGUGUUCAAAAAAUCCGCGAGGAGGAGCGUCGGAUAUUGGAAAAAGCUGGGUACUUCCAGAGCAUCACUGUGGGUGUGGCUCCCAUUGUGGUGGUGAUUGCCAGCGUGGUGACCUUCUCUGUUCAUAUGACCCUGGGCUUCGAUCUGACAGCAGCACAGGCUUUCACAGUGGUGACAGUCUUCAAUUCCAUGACUUUUGCUUUGAAAGUAACACCGUUUUCAGUAAAGUCCCUCUCAGAAGCCUCAGUGGCUGUUGACAGAUUUAAGAGUUUGUUUCUAAUGGAAGAGGUUCACAUGAUAAAGAACAAACCAGCCAGUCCUCACAUCAAGAUAGAGAUGAAAAAUGCCACCUUGGCAUGGGACUCCUCCCACUCCAGUAUCCAGAACUCGCCCAAGCUGACCCCCAAAAUGAAAAAAGACAAGAGGGCUUCCAGGGGCAAGAAAGAGAAGGUGAGGCAGCUGCAGCGCACUGAGCAUCAGGCGGUGCUGGCAGAGCAGAAAGGCCACCUCCUCCUGGACAGUGACGAGCGGCCCAGUCCCGAAGAGGAAGAAGGCAAGCACAUCCACCUGGGCCACCUGCGCUUACAGAGGACACUGCACAGCAUCGAUCUGGAGAUCCAAGAGGGUAAACUGGUUGGAAUCUGUGGCAGUGUGGGAAGUGGAAAAACCUCUCUCAUUUCAGCCAUUUUAGGCCAGAUGACGCUUCUAGAGGGCAGCAUUGCAAUCAGUGGAACCUUCGCUUAUGUGGCCCAGCAGGCCUGGAUCCUCAAUGCUACUCUGAGAGACAACAUCCUGUUUGGGAAGGAAUAUGAUGAAGAAAGAUACAACUCUGUGCUGAACAGCUGCUGCCUGAGGCCUGACCUGGCCAUUCUUCCCAGCAGCGACCUGACGGAGAUUGGAGAGCGAGGAGCCAACCUGAGCGGUGGGCAGCGCCAGAGGAUCAGCCUUGCCCGGGCCUUGUAUAGUGACAGGAGCAUCUACAUCCUGGACGACCCCCUCAGUGCCUUAGAUGCCCAUGUGGGCAACCACAUCUUCAAUAGUGCUAUCCGGAAACAUCUCAAGUCCAAGACAGUUCUGUUUGUUACCCACCAGUUACAGUACCUGGUUGACUGUGAUGAAGUGAUCUUCAUGAAAGAGGGCUGUAUUACGGAAAGAGGCACCCAUGAGGAACUGAUGAAUUUAAAUGGUGACUAUGCUACCAUUUUUAAUAACCUGUUGCUGGGAGAGACACCGCCAGUUGAGAUCAAUUCAAAAAAGGAAACCAGUGGUUCACAGAAGAAGUCACAAGACAAGGGUCCUAAAACAGGAUCAGUAAAGAAGGAAAAAGCAGUAAAGCCAGAGGAAGGGCAGCUUGUGCAGCUGGAAGAGAAAGGGCAGGGUUCAGUGCCCUGGUCAGUAUAUGGUGUCUACAUCCAGGCUGCUGGGGGCCCCUUGGCAUUCCUGGUUAUUAUGGCCCUUUUCAUGCUGAAUGUAGGCAGCACCGCCUUCAGCACCUGGUGGUUGAGUUACUGGAUCAAGCAAGGAAGCGGGAACACCACUGUGACUCGAGGGAACGAGACCUCGGUGAGUGACAGCAUGAAGGACAAUCCUCAUAUGCAGUACUAUGCCAGCAUCUACGCCCUCUCCAUGGCAGUCAUGCUGAUCCUGAAAGCCAUUCGAGGAGUUGUCUUUGUCAAGGGCACGCUGCGAGCUUCCUCCCGGCUGCAUGACGAGCUUUUCCGAAGGAUCCUUCGAAGCCCUAUGAAGUUUUUUGACACGACCCCCACAGGGAGGAUUCUCAACAGGUUUUCCAAAGACAUGGAUGAAGUUGACGUGCGGCUGCCGUUCCAGGCCGAGAUGUUCAUCCAGAACGUUAUCCUGGUGUUCUUCUGUGUGGGAAUGAUCGCAGGAGUCUUCCCGUGGUUCCUUGUGGCAGUGGGGCCCCUUGUCAUCCUCUUUUCAGUCCUGCACAUUGUCUCCAGGGUCCUGAUUCGGGAGCUGAAGCGUCUGGACAAUAUCACGCAGUCACCUUUCCUCUCCCACAUCACGUCCAGCAUACAGGGCCUUGCCACCAUCCACGCCUACAAUAAAGGGCAGGAGUUUCUGCACAGAUACCAGGAGCUGCUGGAUGACAACCAAGCUCCUUUUUUUUUGUUUACGUGUGCGAUGCGGUGGCUGGCUGUGCGGCUGGACCUCAUCAGCAUCGCCCUCAUCACCACCACGGGGCUGAUGAUCGUUCUUAUGCACGGGCAGAUUCCCCCAGCCUAUGCGGGUCUCGCCAUCUCUUAUGCUGUCCAGUUAACGGGGCUGUUCCAGUUUACGGUCAGACUGGCAUCUGAGACAGAAGCUCGAUUCACCUCGGUGGAGAGGAUCAAUCACUACAUUAAGACUCUGUCCUUGGAAGCACCUGCCAGAAUUAAGAACAAGGCUCCCUCCCCUGACUGGCCCCAGGAGGGAGAGGUGACCUUUGAGAACGCAGAGAUGAGGUACCGAGAAAACCUCCCUCUCGUCCUAAAGAAAGUAUCCUUCACGAUCAAACCUAAAGAGAAGAUUGGCAUUGUGGGGCGGACAGGAUCAGGGAAGUCCUCGCUGGGGAUGGCCCUCUUCCGUCUGGUGGAGUUAUCUGGAGGCUGCAUCAAGAUUGAUGGAGUGAGAAUCAGUGAUAUUGGCCUUGCCGACCUCCGAAGCAAACUCUCUAUCAUUCCUCAAGAGCCGGUGCUGUUCAGUGGCACUGUCAGAUCAAAUUUGGACCCCUUCAACCAGUACACUGAAGACCAGAUUUGGGAUGCCCUGGAGAGGACACACAUGAAAGAAUGUAUUGCUCAGCUACCUCUGAAACUUGAAUCUGAAGUGAUGGAGAAUGGGGAUAACUUCUCAGUGGGGGAACGGCAGCUCUUGUGCAUAGCUAGAGCCCUGCUCCGCCACUGUAAGAUUCUGAUUUUAGAUGAAGCCACAGCUGCCAUGGACACAGAGACAGACUUAUUGAUUCAAGAGACCAUCCGAGAAGCAUUUGCAGACUGUACCAUGCUGACCAUUGCCCAUCGCCUGCACACGGUUCUAGGCUCCGAUAGGAUUAUGGUGCUGGCCCAGGGACAGGUGGUGGAGUUUGACACCCCAUCGGUCCUUCUGUCCAACGACAGUUCCCGAUUCUAUGCCAUGUUUGCUGCUGCAGAGAACAAGGUCGCUGUCAAGGGCUGACUCCUCCCUGUUGACGAAGUCUCUUUUCUUUAGAGCAUUGCCAUUCCCUGCCUGGGGCGGGCCCCUCAUCGCGUCCUCCUACCGAAACCUUGCCUUUCUCGAUUUUAUCUUUCGCACAGCAGUUCCGGAUUGGCUUGUGUGUUUCACUUUUAGGGAGAGUCAUAUUUUGAUUAUUGUAUUUAUUCCAUAUUCAUGUAAACAAAAUUUAGUUUUUGUUCUUAAUUGCACUCUAAAAGGUUCAGGGAACCGUUAUUAUAAUUGUAUCAGAGGCCUAUAAUGAAGCUUUAUACGUGUAGCUAUAUCUAUAUAUAAUUCUGUACAUAGCCUAUAUUUACAGUGAAAAUGUAAGCUGUUUAUUUUAUAUUAAAAUAAGCACUGUGCUAAUAACAGUGCAUAUUCCUUUCUAUCAUUUUUGUACAGUUUGCUGUACUAGAGAUCUGGUUUUGCUAUUAGACUGUAGGAAGAGUAGCAUUUCAUUCUUCUCUAGCUGGUGGUUUCACGGUGCCAGGUUUUCUGGGUGUCCAAAGGAAGACGUGUGGCAAUAGUGGGCCCUCCGACAGCCCCCUCUGCCGCCUCCCCACGGCCGCUCCAGGGGUGGCUGGAGACGGGUGGGCGGCUGGAGACCAUGCAGAGCGCCGUGAGUUCUCAGGGCUCCUGCCUUCUGUCCUGGUGUCACUUACUGUUUCUGUCAGGAGAGCAGCGGGGCGAAGCCCAGGCCCCUUUUCACUCCCUCCAUCAAGAAUGGGGAUCACAGAGACAUUCCUCCGAGCCGGGGAGUUUCUUUCCUGCCUUCUUCUUUUUGCUGUUGUUUCUAAACAAGAAUCAGUCUAUCCACAGAGAGUCCCACUGCCUCAGGUUCCUAUGGCUGGCCACUGCACAGAGCUCUCCAGCUCCAAGACCUGUUGGUUCCAAGCCCUGGAGCCAACUGCUGCUUUUUGAGGUGGCACUUUUUCAUUUGCCUAUUCCCACACCUCCACAGUUCAGUGGCAGGGCUCAGGAUUUCGUGGGUCUGUUUUCCUUUCUCACCGCAGUCGUCGCACAGUCUCUCUCUCUCUCUCCCCUCAAAGUCUGCAACUUUAAGCAGCUCUUGCUAAUCAGUGUCUCACACUGGCGUAGAAGUUUUUGUACUGUAAAGAGACCUACCUCAGGUUGCUGGUUGCUGUGUGGUUUGGUGUGUUCCCGCAAACCCCCUUUGUGCUGUGGGGCUGGUAGCUCAGGUGGGCGUGGUCACUGCUGUCAUCAAUUGAAUGGUCAGCGUUGCAUGUCGUGACCAACUAGACAUUCUGUCGCCUUAGCAUGUUUGCUGAACACCUUGUGGAAGCAAAAAUCUGAAAAUGUGAAUAAAAUUAUUUUGGAUUUUGUAAAA